GGCAAAGGUUAUUAUUAAAGAAUUGCAAAUAAAUUUGCGUAUCUCACUGCUUCAUGAGACAUUUUUUUCCAGCUUCAAGUCGUUCUUCAUUCAUUCAUUCAUUAGCUAAGACAGGAGACGUGGUGAAGGACAGGAGAGGAAAAAGUAAUGGCAGCUGCAGGCAGCAAUGGGUUUCAGCUCAUUGUCCCUAAAACAGCUGAGAGUGUUGAGGUUAAUCUGGAGUGUGAUGUCACAGUACCAUGUCACCUGUCACCUGAAAUCAGCGCUGUUGACAUGGAGAUCAGAUGGUUUAAGGAGACAGACUGUGUGUGUAUCUAUAAGAAAAAGCAGGUAACAGAGGGGAGAAACUUUGAGGGCAGAGUAAAUCUGUUUUCUCAUGAACUACUAGAGAGAGGAGAUGUUUCCUUGUCAUUGAGGAACUUCAGAGAGUCAGAUGUUGGCGUGUACCUCUGUCAGGUCAUCAGUGGAAACGCAACAGAGGAGAUGACAGUACAAGUAAAAGAAGCAAGAGUACGUCCACCAACUAUUCAAAGCAAAAGUUUUCAUCUGACAAUACGCAAGAUAAAAAAAUCAUGGGAUAAAAGACAGAGAGAACAAAUGGAGCAAUCCUCUUCGAUGACAGAGCUUGUAUUGAAUAAUGUAGAGGAACCCAACCAAAAGUUAGUCGAGGCUUUCAAAGAUCAAAGCAAACAGGAACCAACUGAAUUAAAGGAGACGGUGAUGGAUUUGAAGAAAAAAAUAGAAAGUAAAAACUGUGAACUAGAUGACAAAAACAGAGAACUGGAAAAAUAUGUAAAGACCCAAAUGGAGAUGAAGGAACAACUUAAAGAAAUGCAAACCAAACUUACAGACACGACAAAACAACUGAAAGAAAAAUCUGUUCUUCUAGAAAAUAAAGAAUCACAAAUCCAACAGUUAGAAAAACAAGUGUUGCAAAAAAACAAAGAAUAUGAGGAGAUGCAAAAUCAGCUAAAAGAGAAAAACACAGAGUUGGAGAAUCUGAAGAAACUGAUGAGUGAGAAAGAGAUACCAAAGAACACAGUCCAAGAGCUGGAAACCAGUAAACAACAGCAACAGGAAACACACCAACAGCUGUGUUCAGGGGGAGUCAAACUCUGCUCCAUUUUGGCUGGAAAAACAAAUAACUCUCACAGGAGAUUUAUUGAUACUCUGAUGAACCAAAUCCCUGAACUGAAGGAAGUUCCUACAGUGGAUGAGAGUGACGUUGUUUUAGUUUUCUGUCCUAUUGUUUCUCGAGCUGGAACUGAUAUUGAAGCAGCACUGAAACGAUUCACAGACUCUACAGCAUCUAAGUUGAAUGUUCUGGUGGUGCUACAUCACACAUUUGACCCAGAGAAAACUGUACCAGACAGCAGCAGAUGUGUUAACAGGACGGAUAUACUGACAGUGGACUGUCUGUACUAUGAGGAUACAGGAUUACUGGAGUGUCAGAAGAAUCAUGAUGCUAUAGACAAAGUUGAGAAAUGGUUAAAAGAGAAGGAAAGAGUAUGUCCAACUAAGAACCCAGUUAAAUCUCAACUACAAAAAAGAAAAAGGUCUACGGAGGAUGAAAGUAAAUCUGAGGAAGUGGAAUCUAAAAAGAGGAAAACAGAUCAAGAGGCACAAUUAAGAAACACAGGGGAGGUCAAAGUUUGCAGCAUUUUGAGUGGAAAAACAAACGACUCUCAUGUGGGAUUUUUCAACAAUCUGAGUUCCCGCUUUAAGCGUCUGAAGGAAGUUUCUACAGUGGAUGAGAGUGAUGUCGUUUUGGUUUUCUGUCCUAUUGUCUCUCGAGCUGGAACUGAUAUUGAAGCAGCACUAAAGAGAUUUGAUGACUCCACAGCAUCUAAGCUGAAUGUUCUGGUUGUGCUACAUCACACGUUUGACCCAGAGAAAACUGUACCAGACAGCAGUAGAUGUGUUAACAGGAAGGAUAUACUGACAGUGGACUGUCUGUUCUAUGAGGACACGGGAUUACUGAAGUGUCAAAAGAAUCAUGAAGCGGUGGAUAAAGUUGUAAACUGGUUAAAGGAGCAGGGGAAGAGAGUGGGAGAUUUUUCACGUCAAAACAAGUCAUCUUGCAACAAAUCAUUGUUUUGGUCUUCACAAUGGUCAAAUUUUACACAGUGGAUAAAACCCGGAUCUUCAAGUGACAAUCAUGAGUGAUCAAUAAGGAUGGUGGAGAAGAAUAACACAGAGGAUUAUGUUGUUCUGCAUCUGUUGUUCGGCUCACUAUUCAAAACGAUCCUUUGACUGACAGCCCUUAACUGUACAUCAACACUCUCUAGAUUAACAUAAGCUCACAUACAGGUGCUGGUCAUAUAAUUAGAAAUCAAAAAGUUGAUUUAUUUCACCAAUUCCAUUCAAAAAGUGAAACUUGUAUAUUAUAUUUAUUCAUUACACACAGAUUGAUAUAUUUCAAAAUUUAAUUUCUUUUAAUUUUGAUGAUUUUAUCUGACAUUUAAGGAAAAUCACAAGUUUAUAGUAUCUCAGAAAAUUUGAAUAUUGUGAAAAGGUUCAAUUUUAAAGACAUCUGGUGCCACACUCUCACCUAAUAAACUCAAAACACCUGCAAAGGCA
Molecule: messenger RNA, 2580 nt
Organism: Misgurnus anguillicaudatus (oriental weatherfish)
Lineage: Eukaryota; Metazoa; Chordata; Actinopteri; Cypriniformes; Cobitidae
Source: RefSeq, a predicted model, not a curated record